Molecule: messenger RNA, 726 nt
Organism: Brassica napus (rape)
Lineage: Eukaryota; Viridiplantae; Streptophyta; Magnoliopsida; Brassicales; Brassicaceae
Product: ferredoxin-thioredoxin reductase, variable chain, chloroplastic
Exons: 1
Coding region: 69-602 (177 amino acids)
Biological process (GO): photosynthesis
Source: RefSeq, a predicted model, not a curated record
UUAAAUCUAAUAAUUAACAGAACUGAAAGACUCUCACUUUCCUUCGUUAGAUACUCUCUCCUGCGGAGAUGACUAGCGGUUUCGCGCUGUCGCCGGCGAUUAUCGCCGCCGUUCGUCCUCCGGCAUCGCAAGUCCGUCUCUUUACUGAUUCUGUUAACGGACGCAAAACCAUCAAAGCUUCUUCUUCUUCUUCUUCUUCUACUUCAUUAUCUGCUUCUUCUUACGGUCGAAGCAAAUGCGCCUUCUUCUCAAUCUCGCGGAAGAAUCCAAGAUCGAAGAAGAUUCGCUGCGAUGUUUCCGUGAAAUCGGAAGCUGAUCUCACGUCGUUGGAGACGGAGGAAGACGAGAAGGCGAAGGAGAAGAUCGGGGCUAGGGUUAGGGUUACGGCGCCGUUGAAGGUGUACCACGUGGUUCGAGUUCCGGAGGUGGAGCUGAUGGGAAUGGAAGGUUCGAUCAAAGACUACGUCGUUUUGUGGAAAGGGAAGAGGAUCUCGGCUAAUCUGCCGUUUAAGGUGCAGUUCGUGAAAGAGAUCGAAGGCCGUGGUCCUGUUAAGUUCUUCGCGCAUCUCAAGGAGGACGAGUUCGAGUUGAUUGAUGAGUGAUCGAUUAAAAGGGGAAAAGCUUUCGUCUUGAUGCUAAAAGAGAACAAACUUUGUUGUGAAUGGGGUUUUGUAUGUACUUUUGUGUAUACAGUUUAGCAUAUUAUAUUACAUAACAUUUCACCAA